AAAGAUCCUAGUUAUUUUGUUUACUCAGAUGCUAGCGCCACUGAAGGCGGUGCAUUCAUUGACUUUAACAAUGACUUUGUGUGUCACAAAUUGUGGACGGAGAACGAAAGUUUGCGAAGCUCAACAUGGAGAGAGUUAUCUGUUAUUGAAUUUUCAUUGAAAUCAUUUGCCCCUGUACUUAAAGGAUCGCACGUUAAGUGGUAUACUGACAGCCAAGCCGCUGCCAAGAUUGUUGAAGUGGGCAGCAUGAAACUUGAUCUACACAGGAUCGCGCGGAGCAUUUUCAGUAUUUGUAUCCAGUCGGGGAUUCAUUUAGAGGUCCAGUGGAUUCCACGUACUUUGAAUCAGCAAGCUGACUAUAUAAGUCGAUUAAUUGAUACCGAUGAUUGGCAAAUUACCAACGAAUUUUUUCUAUUUCUUGAUGAGCGUUUGGGGCCCCAUACUGUUAAUUGUUUUGCCAGUUAUUACAAUCACAAACUCCCCAAAUUCUUUUCAAGAUUCUGGAAUCCCAAUACUGCAGAUGUCGACUUCUUCUUUCAGCUUCUUGGCGAGGAAAAUUGUCUAGUGGUUCCACCAAUUCACAGGCUAUAUUAUCGCCUUGAGAAUGGAAUUUACUGAGUAACAAUUUGGACUUGUUCAUCAAGUGUGUUGGCACUGGCCUAAGCAAUGGUUUGAUUUCAUGAGGCACUGGCCGAAACAAUGAUUUGCAUCUUGUGGCACUGGCCUAACAAUGAUGUCUUGUUUUAAGGGCACUGGCCCAGACUCCGGCCCAAACAAUGAUCCAUUGGGCACUUUGGGAUUCCCAUCUUAUUGUCACUACACUAAGGGCGUGCGUUUUGUUCCUUUUAGUUUGUAUGUUAUGUUCUUUUUUUUUUUCAGAUAAUUUCUUCAAGCAAGUCAUGGAAAGGUUCCCCAGUUCUUUCGUCAUUGAAAGCCAAUCAGGUUUUAGACGUGAUGUUGAAAUCCAGAGCAGAUGCUGCAGCAAAAUCCUAUAUGCGAGUUAUUAAGAAGUUUUUGGAUUGGUGUAAAUGCAAGCAAAUAAGCUUUGAGCUACCUUUUCCUUUAGGUGUCGUAUCUCUUUAUUUGUUCGAAGUCCAACAGUCUUGUAGUUCCAGUUCUUCUGUAAUUUUGACUCACGCUGCCCUUAAAUGGCUACAUUCAUUUGUUCCUAGUCUUGAUUGUAACCCAUUGGAUAGCGAUUUUUGCAGAAAUAUUAUCGAAUCUGCCAAACGCCAGAGGUCACAACCGAUUGUGAAAAAGAAACCCAUUACCACAGAAAUCAUUAGGAACAUAUUGGAUGUUCAUAACAAGGAAGAUUCUAAUCUGAAGGAUCUUCGUAUUGCCGCAUCAUGCUCAUUAGCUUUCGCAGGUUUUCUUCGGUAUGACGAGUUAUGUAAUAUCGUUCCGAAGCAUAUUGAGUUUCAUAAUGAUUAUAUAAGGAUUUUCUUGCCUCGAAGAAAAACCGAUAUUUAUAGGGAAGGGAAUUAUGUCUAUAUUAGCGCUUCCACAUCUAAGUACUGUCCUGUCGGUGUCUUAAGGAGGUAUUUGAACCUUUCUGGGAUUGACAGCAAUAGUAAUCUUCCUUUAUUUAGACCUAACUUUUCACCCUAG
Molecule: messenger RNA, 1611 nt
Organism: Pocillopora meandrina
Lineage: Eukaryota; Metazoa; Cnidaria; Anthozoa; Scleractinia; Pocilloporidae
Source: the annotation of a GenBank genome assembly